AUGGCGGACGCCGACAAGCCCGAGGCGGCCGGGGCCGCCGGCGACGACAGCCCGCGCCCGCAGCCCGCGGAGCCGUCGGCCGAGCCUCGGCGGGAGCCGCCGCCACCGGAGCCGGAGAAGCAGCCGCCGCCGCGCAGCAGCAGCUCCAACGGCGUGAAAAUGGAGAAUGAUGAAUCAGUAAAAGAAGAAAAAUCUGAAUUGAAAGAAAAAUCUACAGGAAAUAAGAAAACCAAUAGAUUUCAUCCUUAUUCAAAAGACAAGAAUUCAGGCACUGGAGAAAAGAAGGGUCCAAAUCGUAACAGAGUUUUUAUUAGCAACAUCCCAUAUGACAUGAAAUGGCAAGCUAUUAAAGACCUAAUGAGAGAAAAAGUUGGUGAGGUUACAUACGUGGAGCUCUUUAAGGAUGCGGAAGGAAAAUCAAGGGGUUGUGGUGUGGUUGAAUUCAAAGAUGAAGAAUUUGUAAAGAAAGCCCUAGAAACUAUGAACAAAUAUGAUCUUAGUGGCAGACCCCUGAAUAUUAAAGAGGAUCCUGAUGGAGAAAAUGCUCGUAGGGCGUUGCAACGAACAGGAGGAUCAUUUCCAGGAGGACAUGUGCCCGAUAUGGCAUCAGGGUUGAUGAAUUUACCACCUUCCAUUCUCAAUAAUCCAAACAUUCCUCCUGAGGUUAUAAGUAAUUUGCAGGCUGGUAGACUUGGUUCAACAAUUUUUGUUGCUAAUCUUGACUUCAAAGUUGGUUGGAAGAAGCUAAAGGAAGUGUUCAGCAUAGCUGGAACUGUAAAGCGGGCAGAUAUUAAAGAAGACAAGGAUGGCAAGAGCAGAGGAAUGGGCACAGUCACUUUUGAACAAGCAAUUGAAGCAGUUCAAGCAAUUUCUAUGUUCAAUGGGCAGUUUUUGUUUGAUAGACCUAUGCAUGUGAAAAUGGAUGACAAGUCUGUCCCUCAUGAAGACUACCGGUCCCAUGAUAGUAAAACUCCACAAUUACCACGUGGUCUUGGAGGCAUUGGAAUGGGACUUGGUCCAGGCGGACAGCCUAUUAGUGCCAGCCAGUUGAACAUAGGUGGUGUAAUGGGAAAUUUGGGUCCAAGUGGUAUGGGAGUGGAUGGUCCCAGUUUUGGUGGAAUGAAUAGACUUGGAGGAGGAAUUGGGUUUGGUGGUCUGGAAGCAAUGAACAGCAUGGGAGGAUUUGGAGGAGUUGGCCGAAUGGGAGAGCUAUACCGCGGUGCAAUGACUAGUAGCAUGGAGAGAGAUUUUGGACGUGGCGAUAUUGGAAUAAAUCGAGGCUUUGGAGAUUCCUUUGGUAGACUUGGCAGUGCAAUGAUUGGAGGGUUUGCAGGAAGAAUAGGAGCUUCUAACAUGGGUCCAGUAGGAUCUGGAAUAAGUGGUGGAAUGGGUGGUAUGAACAGUGUAACUGCAGGAAUGGGGAUGGGACUGGAUCGGAUGAGUUCCAGCUUCGAGAGAAUGGGUCCAGGCCUCGGAGCUAUCCUGGAAAGGAGCAUCGAUAUGGAUCGAGGAUUUUUAUCGGGUCCAAUGGGAAGUGGAAUAAGAGACAGAAUAGGCUCCAAAGGCAACCAAAUAUUUGUCAGAAAUCUGCCUUUUGACUUGACUUGGCAGAAACUAAAAGAGAAAUUCAGUCAAUGUGGUCAUGUCAUGUUUGCAGAAAUAAAAAUGGAGAAUGGAAAGUCAAAAGGCUGUGGAACGGUCAGAUUUGACUCCGCAGAAUCAGCUGAAAAAGCUUGCAGAAUAAUGAAUGGCAUAAAAAUCAGUGGCAGAGAAAUUGAUGUUCGUUUGGAUCGUAAUGCAUAAUUUCAAACCACGGUUGGAACAUUCUUACAUCUGUUUUGCUGAAUCUCCUAGUAAAAGUCAUUUUUUUAGUAAUACUGUAUGCUUACAAAAGCUGUAAAAAUGAACUUUUAAAACUCCCACCAGCUUUUAACAGUACAGUGUUAAAUAUACUGUGAUUUUUGUUAAUCUCAAGUUUGGGUUUUUAAAGACAGCAAGUCUGGUCAUUCAGUUUAAAUGAAUGGUUAUACUGUUUUUAAUGAAAUAAGCCAUUUUUCUUGUUGUUUUCAGUGCUAUAGAGUGGGAUUUAUUUGGUCAGGUUUCCCCAGCUUUUAUCAACUUAAUGUAAGGUAAAAAAAAAUAGAUGCUCUUUUCAAAACUUCUGUUUUAUAUAUGUAAUUGUCCUUGAAAAGAAAGGGCUCAACAAAUUAGGAUAUCAUUUUGGUUGGUUUUAAAUUAUUUUUCUUUGGUGAUAAAGAUUUAAUAUAAGUUUUAAAUUCUAAAGUUCAGGAUAUUUUUUAUUUGACAUAAGUGAAGAAAUGAAGUUUUCUCUUCCCUUCUCCAUCAGACACACUUCCACAUAAUACACUAUUAGUAUUAAUCUCCACAGCCCCUUAUUUUAUUGUUUCCAAUAAUUCCAAGUUCAUAGAGAACUGAUAAUGUAGCAAGCCCCAAAUAUACUAAUAGGCAAACUGCUCCCAACUUUCUGUCUAGUUUCCAUCCAUUGAAGUGAACUGCUAAAAAAAGAAAAAGAAUUGAAAUGUUGAGAGAAAUGGUUAUAUAAGUUAGUCCUCCGCUGUUCACUUCUAUAGGAGCAGAGGGAUGUAUAAAUGCAGUUUUAAUAAACCAUGGGACACCUAGGCACAGCAUGUCAAACACAUUAGAUCCCACAAUGUUAGACAUAGCCAUAUCUCCUUUGCCUGUUAAAAAAAAAAAAGGCAUGUUGUUAAAAAUGUACAUACCAAUACUGUAUUUUAUUAAUAAGGUUCAUAAGUGAAAACACUGGAUUUUUUUUUGUUUGUUGGGUUUGGAAAAUUGUUUAGAGCAAAAGACUUACUGAAUUUGUAUAUUUUAAUUUUGGAGUGGUAGUAUUUAAAGUCUUAACAUUUAUUUAUCUAAUAAUAAUUAUCUUUAUUUAUUAAACCAUUUUCCA
Molecule: messenger RNA, 2932 nt
Organism: Talpa occidentalis (Iberian mole)
Lineage: Eukaryota; Metazoa; Chordata; Mammalia; Eulipotyphla; Talpidae
Gene: MYEF2
Product: myelin expression factor 2
Exons: 17
Coding region: 1-1803 (600 amino acids)
Biological process (GO): regulation of mRNA stability involved in response to oxidative stress
Cellular component (GO): post-mRNA release spliceosomal complex; cytoplasm; nucleus
Molecular function (GO): mRNA binding
Source: RefSeq, a predicted model, not a curated record